UUCAGAAACAGAGAUAAAAUUUCACGCAGAAAAUUCAGAAAAAUUCCACUGAAAUUGCCAAAAUAUUCACAGAAUAUGAGCGAUGGAGAAAUUCUCUCCCGUUCUUCCUCAAUCCCACUUGACAUUAACUCCCUUCGAAGUCGAAUUGGGGAGCUCAGAGGUUUUUAUGAAAAUUCGUAUAAUGGCGCUGAAAAUAGCCUGGAGGAGACGGAUAAAUUACUGAAGGAGUGUGCUCAUGAGCUUGAGAAGAAAAUCAAUCAAGUAGUCUCGGAGUCUUUGCAAUUAAGCUUGUUACCAGAUGAAGACCUAGGUGAUCUUUUUCAGCGUUUAAAGACUGAACUAAGUGCAGUGGAGGGUGAAAAUGCGAAAAUUGAUAGUGAAAUCGAUGAGCUUACGAGGAUAUAUAUGGAAGAUUAUAGCAAUUUGGGCAGUGAGCUAGAGGGAAUAAACUGUUCACUGAAUUUCAUUGAAUCGCAGAGCCUUGAGAAAGCAAAAAGCGAUAUGCUUACAGAUUGCUGUGACCAAACAGAGGAUGAAACAAACAUGUCUGCACACAAAGACACAAAAUUUAAGAUGCUGGAACUCAGUCAUCAGAUUGAGAAUAACAAGAUGACACUGAAGUCAUUGCAGAAUCUAAACUGCAUUCUUGAGAGGUUUGAAGCUGUAGAAAAAUUCGAAGAUGCAUUGACAGGUGUUAGAGUAAUUGAAUUUGAAGAAAACUGCAUUAGAUUGUCGCUGAAGACAUACAUUCCAAAUUUUGAAAGCAUUAUUAGCCAGCAAAAGAUAGAAGGUGCCAUCGAUCCAUUAGAACUGAAUCAUGAAUUGAUAGUAGAAACUGUAGAUGGAACCUUGGAACCAAAAAAUGUUGAGAUUUUCCCAAAUGAUGUAUACAUAGGCGACAUUGUUGACGCUGCGAAAUCGUUCAGGCAACUUUUUUCUCCAUUGUCAGUCAACGACAACAGGUCUUCUUUGGAGUGGUUUGUAAGAAGGGUACAAGAUAGAAUUUCUCUUUUCUCACUUAGGCGAUAUGUGGUGAAGAGUGCAAAUACGUCGAGGCACUCCAUCGAAUACUUGGAUAGAGAAGACAUGAUAGUAGCACAUAUGGUGGGUGGGGUUGAUGCUUUCAUAAAGUUGUCUCAAGGCUGGCCGUUCUUAAACUCAGCAUUGGAAUUAAUAUCACUCAAGAACUCGAGUCAGUCCUCAAAGGAAAUUUCUUUGAGCUUCCUUUGCAAGAUUGUGGAAGUGGCAAACUCGUUGAAUGCUAACUUGCGUCAGAACAUAUCGAGCUUUUUGGACAGUAUAGAAGAAAUACUGAUGCAACAAAUGCGCGAAGAGUUAGUGCCUCGAAGUGACUUUCUCAGUCAUGCUCAUUCAUCAUGCUACAAACUACUCUAGACUAGAUGGAUCUCCGCCUUUGCUAGUUAGUAUCUUCUAGUUGUUAUUACCGAAUAACUUUUGUUAAAUAAGCUUCAUAAUGAAAUUUGAAGAAGACAACCAAUUUACGUGUUUAGUUGUGUUGUUUGUUGAAGCAAUUUAUUUAAAAACCUAUGUCAUUUCGAGAGUUUACACAUGACAACCUUGAAACUGCAUUAUAGUUGCUUCA
This is a messenger RNA of Olea europaea var. sylvestris, 1603 nucleotides long. RefSeq lists its product as uncharacterized. The transcript is spliced from 12 exons. Lineage: Eukaryota; Viridiplantae; Streptophyta; Magnoliopsida; Lamiales; Oleaceae. The record is from RefSeq and is a predicted model, not a curated record. Bases 76 to 1395 code for a protein of 439 amino acids.